CAUCCAGCAACUCUCCCAACUGUGCCAGAGGAGGAGGGAGAAGCUGAAGAACUCGCUUCUCUCCUUUGGUUCUGUGGUCUUGACUUGUUGACAUGAGCUGUUCGCACGAAGAGAAUGAAGCAGGGCAAGAGAACAGGCUGCCUGCAGGCACGUGGUGGGUUGCUCCUCGCGUUGCUGGCGGUUGCAGUGUGCUGGAUGCCGUUCAAGAUCAGCAGCGUUGUUGGAGAGGUGACCAUGGUGGAGGAUGAUGCGGGCGCGCUUCACAUCAACACCAGCGAUCCAGCGAGCCAACCCGUGUUUGUGAACGGAAUGAAUGUGGAUGCGCUGUUCGAGAUGGUCACAGCGCAGCAGAGCAUGCUGCAGGAGCACCAGCAAAACGUGCAGGCACAGCACAGUAUGAUUGCCAAGCGGCAGGACGUGAUCAGCUUGAACCAAGCAAGGAUCGACGCGCUGAGAGCUGAGGUGUGCAGUGCCAGCGCAGAUACCUUCGGACAACUCAGCUCAAGCAACAACAAGUGGGUGGGCGGCGUGCUUGGCAGCAACGGCUUGAUCUAUGCCGUUCCGUUCAAUGCGGACUCCGUUCUCAUCAUCGACCCGAGUACGCACACAGUGGACACGACCACCAUCUCUGGGCUUGGGACAGACACCAACAAGUGGGCCGGUGCAGUUGUGGCCCACACUGGUCUCGUCUACAUGUUCCCGUCAAGCAGGGCAAGCAUGCUCAUCAUCGACCCCAACACGAACAUAUCUGACACGACAAGCAUUGCGUCGCUUGGCUCUGGAGCCGAUAAGUGGUGGAGUGGUAUCGCGGCCGACAACGGCCUCAUCUUUGGCAUCCCCAGCAGAGGCGAUUCUGUGCUGAUCGUCGACCCAAGUACCAAGACUGCUGAUGCCACCACGCUACGUGUAGUCGGCACACAAAUUAAGUGGUACAGUGGCGUGCAAUUGCCCAACGGCCUUAUCUACUGUAUGCCCGUGUACUUAUCGUCGAUCCUGGUCAUCAACCCCGCGACCCUCACCAUCCAAAUAGUCAGUGCAGAGAGAAGUAGCGGAGGUUACGGUGGUGUGCUUGCCAGCAACGGCCUCAUUUUCACCAUUGCUGGCCGCGUCUUCACAAGGCUUGUCAUCGACCCAUCCACCAACACCACGACCAAAGUCGGUGUUGCCGAGGAGGAGCAAACAGACAUUCAGUGGAUUGGCGCUGUGCCAGCCCCAAACGGCAACGUCAUCGGCAUUCCAUUUUAUUCCCCAGCGGUAUUCAUUUUGGAUCCAUCCACCAACACCGUCGAUACAACGACCAUUUCUUACCUUGAUGCAUCAGGAGGCAAGUGGUGGGAUGGUGUUCUUGCCAACAACGGUCUCAUCUACGGCAUUCCACACAACACCGACACGGUCCUCGUCAUUGACCCGGGAUGCUGAGGCGCGGUGGUGCUGUUCUCUGUUUGACUGCUGCUGGGCCUCCAGUGUAUAAUGUUGUUUCUCUCUCUCUCUCUCUCUCUGUGUGUGUGUGUGUGUGUGUG
Salpingoeca rosetta is the source of this 1520-nucleotide messenger RNA. RefSeq lists its product as uncharacterized. NCBI's taxonomy places the organism in Eukaryota, Choanoflagellata, Craspedida, Salpingoecidae. The record is from RefSeq and is a predicted model, not a curated record. Bases 115 to 1419 code for a protein of 434 amino acids. The transcript has a single exon.